AUGGUUGCCAACCCAACGUACGAGCGCAUAUCUCUCCCUCCAACACCGUACAAGUCGUUCAGGGCAUUCUACCCUUUCUACCUGGGCGAACAUCGGAAUCGCAUCAACCGGAUGCUCCACCUCGUCGGCACAAGCGGGAGCAUCGUCAUAUUCGGCCGGGUCGUCGCCGCUGCGGUUCCUUACCUCUGCAAGCUGCUGGAAUACCCCCACUUGGCCAGUCGUACCAGAGGCUGGGCUAUCCAAGAGAAGGAUAUAUGGAAGUAUGUUGUGCUGGCCAUCGUUGAGGGGUACGGGUUGGCGUGGAUGGGCCAUUUCUUUGCGGAGAGGAACAGGCCGGCAACAUUCACGUAUCCGCUGUACAGCUUGCGGGGUGACUUUACAAUGUUGUGGGAGGUACUGACGUUCCAGAGGAAGGCAUGGUAG
Molecule: messenger RNA, 423 nt
Organism: Dacryopinax primogenitus
Lineage: Eukaryota; Fungi; Basidiomycota; Dacrymycetes; Dacrymycetales; Dacrymycetaceae
Exons: 1
Coding region: 1-423 (140 amino acids)
Source: RefSeq, a predicted model, not a curated record